This is a messenger RNA of Alnus glutinosa, 1629 nucleotides long. RefSeq names its product phosphatidylinositol N-acetylglucosaminyltransferase subunit C. Lineage: Eukaryota; Viridiplantae; Streptophyta; Magnoliopsida; Fagales; Betulaceae. Gene Ontology annotation, biological process: GPI anchor biosynthetic process. Gene Ontology annotation, cellular component: membrane; glycosylphosphatidylinositol-N-acetylglucosaminyltransferase (GPI-GnT) complex. The transcript has 5 exons. The coding region runs from base 683 to 1594 and encodes 303 amino acids. The record is from RefSeq and is a predicted model, not a curated record.
ACAAAACCCUAAACCCUAAAAGGCAUUACUCACACCGUCACACUUCCCCCUUGUCAUCUUCAUUUGCAGCAAAGCGGCUCUGCUCUACCAGGCCUCAGCGACUCAAGCUCUCAUCCAACAUGAAGUUCAACAUCGCAGACCCGACUACGGGAAGCUAGAGAUGCGAUUCUUUUGGUCUGGGAGGAACUGGAAGUCAAAUGAACCGAAAAGAAAAGACAUAGAGAAGAGCUUUUCUGUAGCUGACGCUGAAGUUUUAAAAGGGUGUCAUUUGCAUGUGCUGAGAUGCAAUUCUUUUGGUUUGGGAAGAAAGUUGGAAGUCAAAUGAACAAAAAAAAAGGACUUAGAGAGGAGCUUUUCUGUAGCUGAUGCUGAAGUUUUAAAGGGGUGUCAUUUGCAUGUGCUGAGAUGCAAUUCUUUUGGUCUGGGAAGAACUGGAAGUCAAAUGAACCAAAAAAGACUUAGAGAGGAGCUUUUUUGUAGCUGCUGAUGGUUUUCUUUUCAUUUCAUAAUGAGCCCGACAGCAGUGAAACAUUCCUUUUUGGAGAUGUCUUUUCCUCUGUAUACCCGCAGAUUGCAAGACCACCAUCCGUGAGAGCAGGAUAUAUGUGAUAUAGGAUGAAUUAUUCAUUGCAGAGAACUUUGAACUUAAGGAGUUAGGUCUGCAAUUGAGCAUUAGAUUGUAAUGGAUAAUGACAUUACUGAAAAUCCAUCUCCAACUCGACCCAAAUGGAGAAAAGUGGCAUAUGGAGGGAUGCAACCUGGAUUUGAUGAUAAUCACACUGGCGAAUCAUUCCUUGAAGAUAUGGUCAUGAAUGCCAAUGUCGUAAAACGGGACAUGCUAAAAGUGAUGCUAGACUCGGUUUCCAUCUCCGAGUAUCUAUGCAUUGUUGCCCUUGUGGUUUUGGUUUGGACCUAUACCCUCAGAUCAAAUCUUAAUGAAACUUCUCUCUUGUAUCUUGAUGUGAGCCUUCUUGGAUCAGGUUUUCUAGUUCUGCUUUUAACUGAAGAAAUGCUUUCCCUAAAUCUUCUAUUGCAUUAUUUCCUUAACAUUUCAUUUUUCACAACUGGGUUAUAUGUUUUGGCUCCAGUCUACCAGACUCUGACAAGAUCCAUUAGCUCGGACUCCAUUUCGGCGGUAACCGUUUCGCUUCUCGUACUACAUCUAUUCCUUCAUGACUACUCAGGAUCAACUGUAAGAGCUCCUGGUGCUCUGAAGAAUCCAACCUUGACCAGUUUUAUUUCUUUAAAUGCUUCUAUAGUAGCCUCGGUUUUCAUGGCUUCUCGCCUUCCUUCGAGACUACAUGUUUUUGCUAUCAUGUUAUUCUCCUUGCAAGUCUUCCUUUUUGCUCCACUGGUCACUUACUGUAUCAAGAAAUACUCCUUCCGUUUGCACCUUUGCUUUUCUUUCAGUUUGAUGGCUGUGACCUUGGCUUUUGUUUACACUCUGCACGGUUUACUUUUUGUGCUGCUGUUGGGUCUAUUGGUUUUUGUGACUGUAGUAUGUCCUUAUUGCCUUAUACGACUUCAAGAAUACAAGUUUGAGAUUAAUGGCCCUUGGGAUGAGGCUAAGCUUUGUUUUGAUAUAACAGAUUGAGAUCAUUAAUGUAUGAUGGAACCUUUUUUUUUUUU